AUGGGUGGCCUAGCAGCAGCACUCGCACUUGCAAAAGCCGGCCAUAAGAACAUCACAAUAUACGAAAACGCAGCAAACAUGGGAUUCGUAGGCGCUGGUAUUCAACUUGCACCCAACAUGGCCCGUAUCCUCGACCAAUUAGGUUGCUGGGGACCAAUCCGCGAUGAGGCAGUCCAAUGCGCAAACACAUCCAUCCGGGAAGGCACGACAGACAAAGAACUAGGGUACGUAGAUCUAAGCUACGUGCGAGAAAAGUACGGAUACCCACACAUGGUCGGUCAUCGAGCUAGUCUCGCAAACGGCCUAUACGAGGGUUGCAAGAAGGAGAGUGGUAUCACAUUCAGGCUGGGCUGCAACAUAUCCAACGUCCGCUUUGGAACAAAACCAAAGUUCACUGUUUCGCCAUCGCAAGGACAGGGAGAGUCACAAGAAGUCGAAUGCGAUGUCCUCCUUGGCGCUGAUGGCGUAAAAAGCUCUACACGCGUCGCUAUGCUCAAAGAACUCGGCCACACCGGCGCCGCUCGCGAUUCAGGUCAGGCUGCCUACCGUAUCAUGUUGAACCGCGACCAAAUGGAGAACGACCCCGAGUUACUCAAGCUGAUUGAGUCCGAUACAGUGACCCGCUGGAUCGGCGAAAAGAAGCACAUCAUCGCCUAUCCGAUCCACAACAAACAGAUCUAUAAUAUCUCCACCGCACAGCCCGAUAUCAACUUUGCCGGCGCUCCGGAUGCUCAAUAUACAACCAAGGGCAGCAAGAAGGCCAUGUUGGAAGUUUACGGCGAUUUUUGUCCGAUGAUACACCGCAUGUUGAAUCUAGUACCAGAGGGCGAGGUUGUCGAGUGGAAGCUAAGGGUUCACGAUCCGUUGGUCACUUGGGUGCAUGGUACAGCUGCAUUGGUCGGUGAUGCCUGCCAUCCUACGCUUCCGCACAUGGCACAAGGUGCUGCCCAAGCGAUCGAAGACGGUGCUGUACUGGGUGUCGUGCUGUCUCCUAAACGGAUCGCCGACGGAAAGCCAGAGACCAUUGAGCAUGCACUGCGAUUAUAUGAGAAGCUGAGGAAACCAAGAGCGGAAGCACUCGUCGAGCUUGCAGCGGAGAACGGGAGAGAAAUGCAUCUCGGUGCUGGUAAGGCGAAGGAGAAACGCGACAAGAUCUUCGCGGAGAUGAAGGCAGGAUCAGGAAAGGUGCCGGAUAGGUGGGCAGAUGCGGACAUACAAGCGCGGGUCUAUGGGGUCGAUGUUGUAACUGAGGCGGAAGAGUUGUGCCAGAAGGAGGGGUUAGGAUCGAAGUUAUGA
Molecule: messenger RNA, 1296 nt
Organism: Alternaria atra
Lineage: Eukaryota; Fungi; Ascomycota; Dothideomycetes; Pleosporales; Pleosporaceae
Exons: 1
Coding region: 1-1296 (431 amino acids)
Biological process (GO): secondary metabolite biosynthetic process
Molecular function (GO): monooxygenase activity; FAD binding
Source: RefSeq, a predicted model, not a curated record